Messenger RNA from Ciona intestinalis (vase tunicate), 1077 nucleotides. The record is from RefSeq and is a predicted model, not a curated record. NCBI's taxonomy places the organism in Eukaryota, Metazoa, Chordata, Ascidiacea, Phlebobranchia, Cionidae.
CAAUUAACCGUAUCUGUGAUCUUUUGCAGAUAAUCUGUGAUUAAGUUAAUUUAAACUAAGCUGAUACAGAAUGGGUAGCGCUGCUAUUGAAGUUACUUCUCUUAUAUUGUUUACUAUUGGGACGAUCCUAGGGGUUGUUAGCGUUGCAAUUCCUUAUUGGAAGAAGAAUGAUCCGGAAGAUACGAUCCGGGACAGUAUCGUCAGGCACGAAGGGUUAUGGAUCAAGUGCCAAACCUUUAACACUGGAAACUGGGAUUGCGAUGAUUUCAACAGAUUCUUCCUCGGCCUCCCAACCGAACUCCAAGCAGCCCGUGGAUUCGGUAUCACAUCAAUCGUGUUCGGUAUUCUAGCCAUCAUCGCUAUGGUAUUGGGAAUGGACUCUCUUCCAUGCGGUGGCGACGUUAAGGGCUUAAAGAAACGUGUUCGAUUAAUCGGGGGGUCGAUUGGGUUUCUAUCCGGUCUUCUCUUGAUUGCAGCCGUUUCCUGGUAUGCUAAUGACAUCAGGAUUGCCCACGAAUUCGCCAGCCAACAGCUGCUACUCAACUCAAGCACAACAAUUACAAGAUACAUUUUCGGAGAAGCUCUUUUCAUCGGUUGGAUCGCAGGUGCUUUAUUGGUGCUGGGUGGGAUCCUUGCUAUGUGUACAGGAUGUGGCGGAGAAUCGUACGACGAUGCUCCAAGAAACUACGUGUACAGGCCACCAAAAUCUGCCGGAAACAGUCAAGAAUAUGUCUAGUCGUUUUUAGCACAGCACAACAGAGAACUAAAAACCAAAAACCAACAAAGCGCUCGGCGGGGCGCAUGACGCACAUACCGGCUCUUUAUGGUACAUUUAAAAACUUUUUAUCGUUAAGCUGCUACUUCCCAAUAAUUGCCCGUCUCUUGCUCUUUUAUGCACAAAUUCUUAGCCCAAGGGGAUGUCUCGAAAAUUUCAGGGACCGUCUCCUUUUUUUAGCUUGGUUUUAUAAAAUUUCUAUGCGCCAUAAGUUUUGAAACAAAAGGCGAUUGACAUUUCUUGUGCCGGAGGAAACGUACUUUGUAAAAUUCUGUAAAUAAACGCAAUGACAUGAAUAGAAA